Molecule: messenger RNA, 729 nt
Organism: Linum tenue
Lineage: Eukaryota; Viridiplantae; Streptophyta; Magnoliopsida; Malpighiales; Linaceae
Source: the annotation of a GenBank genome assembly
CACUAAGCCCAUGAAGGAAAGGCUUAGUCGGCGAACUACCAAAUAUGAUGGAACUAUAAAAUCAAUACUCUGCCUGCUAGGGUUUUUUCUCCUUCGUGUAUUCAGAACGGCCGCUUCAGCAAAACCCUCACCGCAGCUGCUCGCUAGUUCAUCACCAAGGAGGCGAAAAUGCCGUCGCACAAGUCGUUCAUGAUCAAGAAGAAGCUGGCGAAGAAGAUGCGCCAGAACAGGCCAAUCCCUUACUGGAUCCGCAUGAGGACCGACAACACCAUCAGGUACAAUGCGAAGCGCAGGCACUGGCGCAGGACCAAGCUUGGGUUCUAAGGUGUUUGCUCGAGUUUUUCUUCAUUUCCCCUAUCUGUUGGAACUCUUUUUCUGUUUUCCGAAUGAAUUAGUAGUGGUUGAAGACAGUUUCGAACAAUCUGUACUGGGAUAAUGAUUUUGAUUCUGGAGCAAAGUUCUAUGUAGUUUCAGUAAGGGUUUCAUUUUCAUGAUUCCCUCUUAGUCACUUAAUUGGUUGUCAUUUAGUUUGCGUUUUCUGCAAUUGAAUCGUGGUUGGCAAAGUAUGAGAGGCCUUGUUUGAUCUUAUGGUUCUCUAAUUGAUGUUGAUUGUGAGAAUGGUUUUUUGCUGCCUGUAUGUCUGAAUUUCUUCGUGGAAAGUUAUCUAGGAUUCAUAUCUGUUAUUGGUUCUUUCAUUCAGAUAGGCUGAUUGAAUCUAGGGUUUCUGUU